AUGUGUGCUUUUAAUGUGGGACACAUCCCUUGUGCGUCUUACUUACGUGUAGAAAGACUCUUAAGACAGAACAGUGAAGAUAUUCUACUUAACUGGGUUUGCCUUGUUUUGCUUAGAAACCCUUCUAAGCUUUUGGGUACUUCAGUUUAUGGAGCUGUAGACCACAGUGAUUGUUCCUUGAAAGUGGUUUGGCCCUGA
This is a messenger RNA of Prunus armeniaca (apricot), 198 nucleotides long. Lineage: Eukaryota; Viridiplantae; Streptophyta; Magnoliopsida; Rosales; Rosaceae. The record is from the annotation of a GenBank genome assembly.